Messenger RNA from Trichomycterus rosablanca, 1861 nucleotides. It is a transcript of the gene sh3gl2a, whose product is annotated as SH3 domain containing GRB2 like 2a, endophilin A1. Gene Ontology annotation, cellular component: cytoplasm; presynapse; glutamatergic synapse. Gene Ontology annotation, biological process: synaptic vesicle uncoating. Lineage: Eukaryota; Metazoa; Chordata; Actinopteri; Siluriformes; Trichomycteridae. The transcript has 9 exons. Gene Ontology annotation, molecular function: protein binding. The coding region runs from base 159 to 1211 and encodes 350 amino acids. The record is from RefSeq and is a predicted model, not a curated record.
CAGCAGCAGCAGCAGCAGCAGCACCGUGGGAAUUUACCCUCCAUUAUCAUCCCACUCCAGCCCGGACAGAGAGGUGCAGAGAACACAGAGAACACAGUAAACACAGAGAACACAGUAAACACAGAGAACACAGCAGUGCAUCAGUACAGAGCAGCAGGAUGUCUGUAGCAGGACUGAAGAAGCAGCUUCAUAAAGCUACUCAGAAAGUAAGUGAGAAAGUGGGCGGGGCUGAAGGAACCAAACUCGACACGGACUUCACUGAAAUGGAAAAAAAAGUUGACGUGACCAGCAGAGCCGUGAUCGACAUCAUGACCAAAACUACAGAGUAUCUACAACCUAACCCAGCGACCCGUGCUAAGAUGAGCAUGAUGAGCUCCAUGUCGAAGAUCCGCGGUGCAGAUAAAGGAACAGGAUACACCCAGACCGAGACCAUGCUGGGGGAGUCCAUGCAGAAGUUCGGCAGGGAGCUCGGCGAGGAGUCCUGCUUCGGUCUGGCUCUGAUCGAUUCCGGAGAGGCGAUGAGGGAACUGGGCGAGGUGAAGGACGCGUUAGACAUCGAGGUGAAGCAGAACUUCAUCGACCCGCUGCAGAACCUCCACGAUAAAGACGUGAAGGAGAUCCAGCACCACCUGAAGAAGAUGGAGGGUCGGCGUCUGGACUUCGACUAUAAGAAGAAGCGUCAGGGUAAAGUGAUGGAGGACGAGAUCAAGCAGGCGCUGGAGAAGUUCGACGAGUCGAAGGAGAUCGCCGAGCAGAGCAUGUUCAACCUGCUGGAGAGCGACGUAGAACAGGUGAGUCAGUUGGCGGCUCUGGUUCAGGCUCAGCUGAAUUACCACCGACAGGCAGCAGAGAUCCUGCAGCAGCUCUCCAGCAAGAUGGACGAGAGGAUAAGAGAAGCUUCUAACAAGCCGAGGAAGGAGUACGUCCCCAAACCUCGCACCUCUCUGGAGCUGACCCCCAACGAGAGCCACAACGGGGGGGUAGGACACGGCCGGAUCGGCUCACGCUCGCCAGCUCCGAUGGAUCAGCCGUGCUGCCGCGCCCUGUACGACUUCGACCCCGAGAACGAAGGCGAGCUUCGCUUCAAGGAAGGUGACAUCAUAACACUGACCAAUCAGAUCGAUGAGAACUGGUACGAGGGCGUGGUCAACGGCCAGUCGGGAUUCUUCCCGGUGAACUACGUGGAUGUUCUGGUGGCGUUACCUCGUUAAAGCGAUGGGAACCGCGCCCGCUUCACCCGAACCUGCGAAUCCCCGAGUGAAGAAUAAGCACAGUGUGAUUCUAACUAUCGACCCGAGUGUUUCCGUCUCUAACUUCUACUGGCGUCCUUAUUUUAUCUGAAUCCUCGUUUAGUCUCAGUUCCUCUCUCGGUCUCUUCGGUUUGUUUUGGUUCGAGCAUGAAGCUAAAAGCUUUUGCACUACAAUAAUUUAUUGCCGACAUUCCGACCUCCUGUUAUUAAGUAUUAUUAUUAUUAUUUUCCACAUUUAUUUUUAUAGCUGUCCACCUCGUAAUCGUUUCCUUUUCCUUCAGACCUGAGUAAAGUAAAACCCAGUCGUGACUCUGUUAAGAUUCGUUUAUUGAACCGAUCGUUACUCUGUUUAUUAUGGAGGGAGAAUCGAUCACGGAUGGUUUUGUACAUUGAUUGUUGAUUUUUUCCUGCAUGGUUUAACGUGUUUCCUCUCCGUCCGACUGCUGUGAGCUGAAACCUAAUAAACUGUCAGUAUUAAAAUAAAGCAACGUGACGUCCGAGCUGUGAAUCGAGGGUUAAAACCGUAACUAAUAAUUAAUAAAAUAAAAGUCUCCGCUGUAAAUGUUCUUUUUUUCUGCUGAACAAAUAAAAUGAAUUGUUUCUCCUCCUGA